Molecule: messenger RNA, 2828 nt
Organism: Calypte anna (Anna's hummingbird)
Lineage: Eukaryota; Metazoa; Chordata; Aves; Apodiformes; Trochilidae
Gene: LFNG
Product: LFNG O-fucosylpeptide 3-beta-N-acetylglucosaminyltransferase
Exons: 8
Coding region: 49-1152 (367 amino acids)
Biological process (GO): pattern specification process; regulation of Notch signaling pathway
Cellular component (GO): Golgi membrane
Molecular function (GO): O-fucosylpeptide 3-beta-N-acetylglucosaminyltransferase activity
Source: RefSeq, a predicted model, not a curated record
GUGGUGCGCGGCCGGCGGCGGCGCGGAGAGGAGCGGAGAGGCAGGAGGAUGCUGAAGAGCUGCGGGAGGAAAUUGCUCCUGUCCCUUGUGGGCUCCAUGUUCACCUGCCUCCUGGUGCUCAUGGUGGAGCCACCGGGGAGGCCGGGGCUGGCCCGGGGAGAGGCCGGAGGGGCUCAGCGGGCGCUGCAGAGCCUGGGGGCGGCGGCUGCCGUGGCUCCCCCGGCGGCUCAGGGUCCCCCUGGGCUUCGCAGCUUCGCCGACUACUUCGGGCGGCUGAGCCGAGCCCGGCGGGAGGUACCCGCCGCUCCCCCGAGCCCCCCGCGCCCGCCGGCCGAGGACAUCUCCCCCCGCGAUGUCUUCAUCGCCGUCAAGACCACCAAGAAGUUUCACAAGGCGAGGCUGGAGCUGCUGCUCGACACCUGGAUCUCCCGCAACCGCGACAUGACCUUCAUCUUCACAGACGGGGAGGAUGAGGAGCUGAAGAAGCAAGCACGUAAUGUCAUCAACACCAACUGCUCGGCUGCCCACAGCCGCCAGGCCCUGUCCUGCAAGAUGGCUGUGGAGUACGACAAGUUCAUUGAGUCUGGCAGAAAGUGGUUCUGCCAUGUGGAUGAUGACAACUACGUGAACGUGCGGAUGCUGGUGAAGCUGCUCUCCAGCUACCCACACACACAGGACAUAUACAUUGGGAAGCCCAGCUUGGACCGGCCCAUCCAAGCUACAGAGAGGAUCAGUGAGAACAAGAUGCACCCAGUGCAUUUCUGGUUUGCCACGGGAGGAGCAGGGUUUUGUAUCAGCCGAGGGCUGGCACUGAAGAUGAGCCCAUGGGCCAGUGGGGGCCACUUCAUGAGCACAGCGGAGAAGAUCCGCUUGCCUGAUGACUGCACCAUCGGCUACAUCAUCGAGUCUGUGCUGGGGGUGAAGCUCAUCCGGAGCAACCUCUUCCACUCACACCUGGAGAACCUUCACCAGGUGCCCAAGUCAGAGAUCCACAAACAGGUGACGCUGAGCUACGGCAUGUUUGAAAACAAGCGCAACUCCAUCCAUAUGAAGGGAGCCUUCUCCGUCGAGGAGGACCCAUCCAGGUUUCGCUCCGUGCACUGUCUGCUCUACCCCGACACGCCGUGGUGCCCCACCAACGUGGUUUACUAGGAGACCUUGGGUGUCCCUUCCAACCUCGUCCCGAAUUUCCCCGGUAUCCGACGGGUGUGCGGGACCUGCGUGCGGGUGUGUCAGUCCCAGACGGACGUUGUUGCUGUGGUAUUGCACAGUGUUGUGUGUACUGAAGGCUGCUGUGCGGCCCCUUGUCCCCUGCCUGCCCUGCCUGCCCUGCUGCCCGCUCCCUCCGGGUCGCUGGGGAGGGAUGGGUCCUGAGCACUUAACCUUGGGGCACCCCCGUGGUGCUGGGUGACCCCACGCCAUGCGUGGGGCGUGACUACAGAUGCUGCGGGGCUCUGCCUGACCCUGCCUUGCUUCUUUUUUUUUCUUUUUUUUUUUUUCUUUUUUUUUUUCUGUUUAAAUGUGAAGGUGUUUUUGUUUUGGUGUUUGUUUUUUGUUUUGGUUUUUUUUUUUUGUGUGUGUGUGUGUGUGUGUGCCUCCCUCACCCUGCUCCCAUAACCCUUCACCCACCCCAUCCUCUCUCCCAGUCCCAAAAAUCUCAGCAGAAAAGCUCCGGCGCCUGAUUCAGGUGAGGGGUCACUGGCCAGUUUUGCUUCCCAGCUUGGUGUGCAGGCAGGGGUGGUGGUGGGGGAACUCCAGGACAUGGAAAAUGCUGCUCCAGGUGCUCCAGGGUGCUGCAGGGCUGCUGGGUGCUCAAUAGCUGCACCAGAGGGAGAUGGUGGGGGUGGGCUGGGACCUGGCAUUGGUGCUGGCUCCAUUUCCCAGAGCUCUCCCCACCUGACUGAGAGGUUGCCAGCAGCAUCCAUCUCUGCACUGCAGAGUGAGCCUAAAGUAAAGAUCUUUCUAUAAAUAUAGGGGGUGGGAGGAGGGCUUUUCCAGAGCCCUGAGUGUGGGUGCUGUGUCUGUGCAGUUUCCUUUCAGUGCCAGGUCCCUGCCUGCAGGCAGUGGGUACAGGCAGGAGCAGCCCUGCAUCUCUCCAAAGGAGCCCUCCAGGGUCUGGCUGGGGGCUGUGUGGGUGUCCCCCCACCCUGCUGGGGGGCUGGGGCAUCCUCCACACCUGGCUGUGGGUAUUGCUGGGAGGCAGGAGCACCUGUGACAUGGGCAGGCAGCAUUUCCCAGCCAGCUGGGAGCUGGGGAAGGAUUUAACUGGGAAGGGAGAGGGUCCCUACAUCCCAGCCCCAGCUACCCUGCCUGCCAUCACCAGCUCUGUGCCCCCGGGUAAGGGGGCUGAGCCAGGAGCUGAACAUUUCCAACCCAAGCUGAGUGAAAAUGGCCCAUAAUGGGUGCGUUGUACAUAUGUUAUUGUGCCAGUAUUUUUUUUACUGUGCCCUUUUUUUAAAAGCAAAAACAAAACACCACACGUUGAGAAAUAUGUAGAUUUAAAAAUGCUUUUUAUAUGUUUUCUGUGGAUCGGAAAAAAAAAAAACCCAACCAAACCCAACCUGAACUUCUGAUAAUCUGUUUAAGAAAGAAAAGAAAAAAAAAAAAAGAUUGCGAUGUCUUGUAACUGUCACUUACUUUAAUUUAUAUGUUCCAGUAUCUGGAACGUCAGUUUGUGCUUUUUGUAACUAGGAUGUGUUUAAAAGCAAUAGAUGUGGGGUGGGGAACCAGCAUGGACAGUGUGUUCUCAGGGACUUGAACCCAAGUGCUGCCACGGGGGGGUCCCCGUGGGAGCCCUCACCAAUAAAGCAACUUUUUUGCUGACCACA